Messenger RNA from Penicillium daleae, 3756 nucleotides. RefSeq names its product telomerase reverse transcriptase. NCBI's taxonomy places the organism in Eukaryota, Fungi, Ascomycota, Eurotiomycetes, Eurotiales, Aspergillaceae. The transcript is spliced from 4 exons. The record is from RefSeq and is a predicted model, not a curated record. Gene Ontology annotation, molecular function: telomeric repeat DNA binding; telomerase RNA binding. Bases 1 to 3756 code for a protein of 1251 amino acids. Gene Ontology annotation, biological process: telomere maintenance via telomerase. Gene Ontology annotation, cellular component: telomerase catalytic core complex.
AUGGGCAAAAAACGGAAGAGACCCGUCAAGGACUCCGGUCCCACGGCCACGUCUCAGCCGAGUAUCACUGCAUCGCCCGGUCGUUUCAAAGUCACCACUGGCCCAACAUCGCAAGACGACCAAAUCACAACACACCCCGUGAUCUCACUCUACUACCGACAAGUCCUAACUCUACGACAAUACCUUCUACGCCAACUCCCUGCCUCGUCUAAAUUGCGACGGCGGCGCAUCGCUUCCCUGCGCCCAUCAAGCCCGCCACGUAUACCGGAGUGUGGCGACGACACGGCCUCUGCACUUGCCGACCUGCUGGAUUCCACGCUGGUUGGUGUGCUGAAAGAAUCAUCGGCCAAGGUCGACUCCGAUCGUCAGCGCGACUAUCGGGCCUUCACCCAGUCCCAGUCGCGCUCGAUCCUCGACAGCACAGACACGGGGCCAACGUCGCCUCAAUCCGAGGUGGUCAAUUUUGUGAUCGAGUCGCUCUUUGCCCGUACCCCGGGUUAUCAGAAGCCUCAGCACUUGCUCACGCAUGGGUAUGGUCCCCAUCGACCGACGGACCCGAGUAUCUUGGAAACAAGUAUUCUCGGUCUUGUGGCCCAGUUUCCGAAUAAGAAUGUCCGGACCCUGAAGGAAUCGCCAUGGUCGGAUGUUUUGGGCCUUUUGGGCCAGAAUGGGGAUGACAUUAUGAUGAGAUUGUUGUUUGAUUGUGGGAUUUUUGCACCUGUGAAUGUCAAGAGGGGUGUCUACUACCAAUUAAGCGGUGUGUAUAAACUGCCUGCUACCUUUGGAUUGCAUCGCCUAAUACUAGACGCAGGACUGCCGUUGUCGGAGCUUGGGCCUUGUGAUCAGACAUGUGCCAAGCGUGCAGAGCAUUCGACAGAUUCAAAGCCCGCCAAGACGGCGAACAAAGAGGAUGAAAUCCCCAAAGAGAUUAAUGGCUGUAAUAGCAUUGUCUUCUCUCGCCGGCGUAUGCUCUAUGGCAGAUCUGGAGGUGAAAGCAAAGGACAGAUGCGCUCUGGCCUUGGAGACACGCGUAUGCUAUUCCCUCCUCCUAAUCAUCCGUCUGACCAGCCUUGUAACGAACCCUCAGACGUACUCAAUCGAUACAACGUGCUGGACUCGGAAGCGCAGACUGUCCACGUGACAAACUAUAUUUUCCCGCGACAAUUCGGCCUGCAGAAUGUGUUUGCGUCGACAACCAACCGCAAUGGCAGCACGCAGAACAAUGUCUUUCGCGAAUCGGAAAUAUCCCAGCUCAUAGAGAAGGAGCAAUUGCGCCGCCCUGCGCCCAAGGGAGAUCAAGUACGCGAGGAUAAUGUUGAGGCUGGUACCAAGCUGCCCAAGCGGCUUCGCGGUCAAGCACUGGACCUUGUUCGAAGGCUCCGAGUUCGCCAUUCGAAAUGUCCAUACCGGCAGUUACUAGACUAUUAUUGCCCUGCGGAGCUUGUUGGUCCAUGGAAACUUGGCGCUGCUGCUUCUCCUGUGAAAAGACGAACGGAGAACGGCGAGCUAGUAUCGUCAAUUGAGGAAGAUCUGGUGACACAAAUCCAAGCCAAACCCCCAUGUUCCACUCGACUGCCAGAUCUUCAAGGUCAAACUCCUGAAACUACUGGUAACGUUACCGAAGGAAAGACCGCGAUCAAAGGAUACCAAAAGGGCAAAAUCAACUUGACUGAUUAUGCCACUCCCACAUCCGCGGUCUCGGCAUUUUGUCGUGCGGUACUCCGUAAAAUCAUACCCCUUCGAUUUUGGGGGGAUGGCCCGGAAGCCUUGGAAAACCGCAAGAUUAUCAUGAAGCAUGUGGAUUCCUUCGUCAAAAUGCGUCGAUUCGAGAGCCCCAGUCUGCAUGAGGUGUGCAGUGGCUUGAAGAUCACCCCCAUCUCCUGGCUAGCACCUCCGAAAAUCCAGAAGCCAUCGGGAUCUGGGUAUCCAAAGAUCGCGCUGUCUGAUUUUCAAAAACGCAAAGAACUGCUGCAUGAGUUCAUUUACUACAUCUUCGACUCAAUCUUGAUCCCUCUCGUCCGUACCAAUUUCUACGUCACCGAAUCUCAAACCCAUCGCAAUCGCCUCUUCUACUUUCGACACGAUGUGUGGCGAAGUUUGACAGAGCAACCGAUGGCAGAUCUCAAAGUAAACAUGUUCGAGCAACUCAAGCCUGAAAAGGCACGCAUCAUGCUGGGCAAGCGGUCACUUGGACUGGGUGCACUUCGUUUACUUCCAAAAUCAACCGGGCUGCGACCAAUCCUGAACCUGAAAAAACGCGUCUUGAUGAAAUCACAGUGGGGUAAUAAAAAGACAUACCUGGGGGCAAGUGUCAACAGCAAUCUUGCCCCCAUCUACAACAUGUUGAGUUAUGAGCGUGAACGUUGUCCCGAGAAGCUCGGCUCGUCCUUGAUGUCGGUGGGAGACAUGCAUUCGAGGCUAAAAGAAUUCAAGGAUCAGCUCAGUCAACGAGCGCCUGCAUCGACAGGACCGAAAGGUGCCCGGCUACCCCAACUGUUCUUUGUCAAGCUUGAUAUUCAAGCCUGUUUUGAUACCAUCCCGCAGAAGCAGUUGCUACAUCUCGUCGAGCAACUGGUCUCUGAGGAGUCUUACCAUGUCACCAGAUACGUGGCCAUAAACCCUGCUUUGCAUGGCAGAGCCAAACGGAGGUUCCUCGGACGCGCUGCACCUCCGAACAAGCAACAGUCUUUCCCUGACCUUGCUGCGGGUGGCACGAAUAGUGCUCCCAACACUGUGUAUGUCGACACCAUCAAGCAGAAAGAACACGAUGCAGAUGAGCUGCUGUGUCUCCUAGACGAGCACGUACGGAAUAAUCUGGUCAAGAUUGGAAAGAACUACUUUCGCCAGCGUAACGGUAUUCCCCAGGGUUCCGUGCUGUCCAGUCUGCUAUGUAAUUUCUUCUACGCCCAGCUGGAACAGCAGGUGUUGAAUUUCAUCCAGCCUACUGAUUCGCUUCUCCUCCGACUGGUGGAUGACUUUCUACUUAUCACCACGGAUGCCACCCAAGCCGCCCAGUUUCUCCACGUCAUGCACCGUGGUCAGCCUGCGUACGGUGUCUCAGUCAACCCAGCCAAGAGCAUGAUCAAUUUCACCGCUGCAGUCGAUGGGCUCUACAUCCCAAGGCUGGAAGGCACGGCACUCUUCCCUUACUGCGGCUGCUUGAUUGACACUCAUACACUCGAGAUCCACAAGGACCAAGAUCGCAUGCUGGAAGGCGGCGCCUCUGCCGCAGCCACACUCUCCAACACCUUGACCGUCGAGACCAGCCGUCUCCCCGGGCGCGCCUUUAAUCGCAAAAUGCUAGCACUACUGCGGCCCCAAUUACAUUCGAUGUACCUAGACGCCGACCACAACACCCGCGCCGUCGUACUAUCCAACCUCUACAAUGGCUUCAUCACCGCCGCGAUGAAGAUGUACCGGUACAUGAAGUCCCUCCGUGGCCACGUCCACCCCCAACACCCGAUCAUCAUCCAGACCAUUCAUGACCUGGUCCAGCAAACAGCCAACCUGAUCCAGUCGCGACGAGCCUCUCGACCCGCGCCGUUGACAUGCUUCGUGCAGCUGUCUCACCUGCAAUAUUUGGCAGCGGCCGCAUUCCGCUUUGUGCUGAGACGCAAGCAAACGCGGUAUGCGCCUGUGCUCCACUGGCUGGACUCGCUAGGGCGGGCGUCGCGCCCGGCGACAAAUGCCGAUGUGGUGCGUCUGCUGCGGGUUGUCAGGAAGGGUGAUGCGCUAUUUGAAGCUUGGCGGUUCUAA